Molecule: messenger RNA, 3319 nt
Organism: Bolinopsis microptera
Lineage: Eukaryota; Metazoa; Ctenophora; Tentaculata; Lobata; Bolinopsidae
Product: short transient receptor potential channel 2-like
Exons: 3
Coding region: 845-2572 (575 amino acids)
Biological process (GO): calcium ion transmembrane transport; regulation of cytosolic calcium ion concentration
Cellular component (GO): cation channel complex; plasma membrane
Molecular function (GO): store-operated calcium channel activity; inositol 1,4,5 trisphosphate binding
Source: RefSeq, a predicted model, not a curated record
AUUUUCUUGAGCAACACUUGGAUUGUAUACUGGUUCAAUUGUUCGCUUUUUUGUCUACAGCUGCACUACUCUUCCUUGACUGCUUGAGGAGUAAAGACAAGAAGAAAGAUGGGAGAGAGGGCUCCAAGACCAAGACUACAAGAGGUCGUGAACACCAGUGUGGGAAGAAUAAGUCCCAUCAAAGAUUACAAUAGCUCUGGUCUGGCUGACUUUGUCAGCGCUCUUCCAAGUGUAGACGAUCUUCAAGCGAACACUGAUAAACUAUUCCAGAGUAUCAGGUCGGGAGAUCACGCUGUGGUGGAGAGGUUACUGGCGGACAUGGGGCACAAAGUGGACAUAGUACCCAAGAUAGGCUGUUCACCCCUACACCACUCCAAGUUUAACCUAGCUAACAGAGAGACGGAGACAGGAGACAAUCCUCUGAUAGUGGCUGCUAGAGUGGACAGUAGGAUGGUGGAAAUUGUCUUGAACUAUGGAGGAAACCCAAACCAUGCCAACAAUGAUAGAGAAACUCCGCUGAGUGUAGCUGCGUGUAGGCUUGACAAGGAAGCUAUUGAGACACUGUUGCUGGCGGGUGCUAACCUUAGGGCGGCCGUAGUAAAGUUAACAUCACUGUUGCGAUACAAAGCAGAAAAGAACCCAGGAUGGUUACAAUGAUCUAUCGCACAAUGUUAAACAUCUGACAGUUCUCUUGUCUGAUGAUGUGUAUUUGAAGUGCAGGUGCCCCAUAAAGGCUGCUUUUGAUGUUGGCAGAGACAUUGCAAACAUUAAAAACGUAAGAGAUGAAUUCAAGAUUGAGUUUGAGCUACUCAUAGACGACGCUAAUCUUUUUGCAUGUAGAUUUAUGAACAAUAUUGAUAGAAUGUGGGAAGCUAGGGAAAUCCUUUCAUUCCCAGUAGAUUUGAUGAGAAUGGCAAUAGAUCAGAGGAAGAAGAAGUUUGUGUCUCAUCCUUUCUGCCAGCAAAUCAUAUUUGAUCGCUGGUACGGAGAUCUGGCCAAUAAAAUGUUUUACGGCAAAACUGCGGUAGCGAUCAAAUACAUUUUCAGCCCCCUUUUUGUAUUACCGUUGCUUCUGAAGUUCUUCUUUAUCGAUACCUGUAGAGGAAUCCCAGUUAUGGAGUCCAAUCUUGCAUCUCUCCUUCGAAUGAAAUUCACCCCCUUUCUCUGUUUCAUCACAGAUGCUCUUAAUUAUGUUAUAUUCCUCUCGAUAUUAGUCGGCGUGUGUCUGACAGAACAAGAAACCGAUGCAAUCACCCUGUGGGAAUACGCACUAUAUGUCUGUGUUAUAUCUCGCAUCUUUAUUGAGCUUGAUCUGAUGAUCCAACAAGGCUGGAAGAGGUAUUUUCUGAACGUGUGGAACUAUGUUGACAUCUUGAUAUUGGGUCUGUUGUGUGUGGCAGCUCUAUACAAGGGUUGCGUUAUCGCUGGAGUGACCCUUACCUCCGAAAUCCAUGAAGAUACUAUAGAAUCUAUGAUUAAGAUACUUGAUGAAGGACUGGAAGAUAAUACUACAAGUAAAUACUACCGAGACAACAUUAACAGUUGGUCAAAACUAAUCCUGAAUUACCGACACUUCCUUAACAUAAGUUAUGUUUAUGCUGUGACAGAGUUUGUUCUGUUCUUGAGAUUACUGACUCUUCUCGAGGUAACAAGGUCAAUGGGCCCGAUGAUGAUUGCUCUAAAAUACCUGCUGCUAGAUGUCCUGAAGUUCUCUGUGCUGCUUGGGAGUACUAUCGUAGGCACUUCUAUAACCAUUUACUCGAUGUCAGUAAGGUUAGAAAAAUGGAGCCUGGACGUUAACGAUUUGUGUGACGACACCAUAAGUGACUCUAAUAAAGGCGGAUGGCAAAAGGAUAAAGUUUUAGAGCUUGUAAAAAACCUGACUGACAUCGAGAAUAUCAAUGAUAUUAAUAUUACAUUGUCGCUUUGCACUGAAGAUAUUAAGAUUGUACCUCCGAAAUCAUUCGGGAACUUUCUUGCCACUAUAAGGAGCAUCAUGUGGUCAACAUUUGGUCUCUUUGAUGUUGAGAACGUAGAAGAGCCAUUUGAAGCGUCAACAAUGAGUUUUAUAAACAUAAUGUUGGUGCUCUACAUCUUACUAUCAUGUGUGCUCCUCCUGAACAUGCUUAUCGGUAUACUCAGCAGCACUUUUGAUAGGAUCCAAGAAAACUGUGAUAUAGAGUGGAAGUAUGCAAGAAGCGAACUACUGAAGGAGUAUAGUAGAGGCCAGCCUUUCCUUAUUCCAUUCUCAACAUUCCUUUUCCCAAUUGUCUACUGGUUCCGAAGGAAGCUGAGAAAAGAGCAAAAAAUGGAAUCAAAGAAAUCAAAUAAAUUUCUAAGUCCAGCGGCAGAGCAAGUAAAACGUGACAAAAUAAUCAGUGAUGUGUGUGAGAGAUUCAAGUCCGAUUAUACAGAAGAUUCGGAUGAUGAAUGUGCUUUUAGACCGAGAACUAGCAGACCUGGGACAAGACAGAGAUCAAGACCUGGGACAAGACAAGAUGACUUUGAUGUUAGGGUAAGGCAACUGAGAAGACAGAAAUCUGAGCUGAUACAGUUUAAACGAAGAGACUAAAAAGCAUGUUGAGGCGACCCUAACCCUAGCGACUCAAAUUGAGCCAGUGUUCUUCAAUCAUUUUAGGUCGAUUGAUCUAGACAAUUAAAUUCGGCUCUUAAAGUUUGAUGCGUCUUUCUUUAAUAACGCUCUUUUUUUUAGGAAUUUUAUAAGGACGUUUGAUGAGUCAAACUGUUGGUAAAUUAAAUCCGAGAAUUUUAACAUUGAUUAAUAAUAAUUGUAAAUAGGGAAUCUUUUUGUUUUACAUUAUAACAGUAUAAAAUAUAGUUAGAUUAUUUCUUAACUGAAACAUAAAUGUGAUGUGAGUUUUCAUACUCAUUUGUAUUUGGGAUUCUUUACAAUUUUCAGAUGCUGAUUUAUCAAAACUUUGUACUUGCGCCACACAUUUCCGUCACGCCGGUUUGUAGUCGGUUUCAAGGAGUUUUAUUUACCCUGUACCAACAAGAACAACUUCCACUUGUCAACAAUUAUCAUAAGUAGAUAUUGUGGUCUUUCAUAAUUAUGUAACUGUAAUACAUUGAUGUAAAGUUUAUUUGAAUUUUGAAAUAAAAAAAGUCGAUUAACUGUAAUAUGGUUCAGUAAUUUGUGUCUAGGAAUACGAGUUUCUAGGACGGAAAUUGUAGUGGAUGGAUUGGAAGUGAACUUAUUGUAUUCGGGAGAAUAAAGAGCGUACAAAUUGUUAUUUACAAUAAUUAUUAUUUGUAAUAAUAAUUAUUAUUUGUAAUUUAAACAUCAUAAUAGUAUGCU